This is a messenger RNA of Acanthopagrus latus (yellowfin seabream), 2826 nucleotides long. It is a transcript of the gene xpnpep1, whose product is annotated as X-prolyl aminopeptidase (aminopeptidase P) 1, soluble. Lineage: Eukaryota; Metazoa; Chordata; Actinopteri; Spariformes; Sparidae. The transcript is spliced from 20 exons. The record is from RefSeq and is a predicted model, not a curated record. Gene Ontology annotation, molecular function: metalloaminopeptidase activity. Bases 768 to 2657 code for a protein of 629 amino acids.
CGUUUCCUUGUGGUAGGGAGCGAGCACGGAGGGAUGUUGACUUGUUUUCAAAUGACGGAUACGGUCAGUCAUCCCACGCCUGUGUCUGUAGCCCUAUUGUCUGGUCUCAGUGCUCAGAGUACAGCGUUUAUCUAGCGCUGCGAAAUCUGGAAAAAUAAGCAACUUUACCAAUGUGCUACCGGCAUGUGACUACCACACCCUCUACUAAAGCCAACAGCGCGAACUGAAUGAAUUAGUUAUUGUAUGUUAAGGUUUAGUGACGUGUGAAUAAAAGAAAAUGCCAGUUCACCCAACCAAACCCUCUGGUUUUAUAGUUGUUAACAGAAUAUCAUAGAUAAGUGUUUUAUUGCUAGUUAGCUAGCUUGUGUAACAUAUUGGAUGCGACUGAUUCACGUAAUGCCAACUUGUAAACAACAAUCGCAUGCGGAGCGUUCAGCCAAUGGCAGAGCUCCUCGGUGAAGAAGGCUGCAACGUGAUUCGUCGACGCGUGAAGUUUUUCGCGCCGCGUUAUGCGGCGAUAGUGAUAGUGGAGUCCUCGCUGUGCAGUAUCAUCUGGCCUUUGUUUUACGAGAUUAUAGCAGCGGAAUUAGUCUAGGUCACUAAUCUACAGCCACCCAGUCUGUUCUUUUAAUAUUUAACUCCUGUUGCUUAAUCAGCAUGUUACACCUGGUUAAAGAUCCAGGUGUGGACUGUGACUUUGAGCUCCACGUUCAUAGUGAGGUAAGCUACAGUCAGCCACCCUGCAGCUCCACUUACCUGAAGUCAACAUGCCUUCCCAAGAGUCAGGCACAGCUAUGUCCCCAAAGAUCACAGGAGAGCUGCUCAGGCAGCUUCGCCAGGCCAUGAGGAAUUGUAAAUAUUUCUCUGAGCCCAUACAGGCAUACAUCGUCCCUUCUGGAGAUGCACACCAGAGUGAGUACAUCGCACCGUGUGACUGCAGGCGUGAAUUCAUAUGCGGAUUUAAUGGCUCUGCAGGCACAGCCAUCGUCACAGAGAAGCACGCUGCCAUGUGGACUGAUGGGCGAUAUUUCCUCCAGGCCAGUCAGCAGAUGGACAACAACUGGACCCUCAUGAAGAUGGGGCUGAAGGAGACACCCUCUCAGGAGGACUGGCUGAUCAGCGUCCUGCCAGAGAACUCCAAAGUGGGGGUCGAUCCUUGGAUCAUCGCUGCCGAUCAGUGGAAGAACAUGUCCAAGGCGCUGUCCGGUGCCGGCCACUCUCUGGUGGCAGUGCAGGAUAACCUUAUCGAUGCGGUGUGGACGGACCGCCCAGAAAGACCCAGCACACAACUCCGCGCCCUAGGACAAGACUACACCGGUAUGACCUGGCAAGACAAGAUCACAGCGCUGCGAGCCAAGAUGACUGAGAGGAAAAUCACCUGGUUUGUUGCCACAGCGUUGGACGAGAUUGCGUGGCUUUUUAACCUCCGUGGUGCAGACAUUGAGUACAACCCAGUUUUUUUCGCCUAUGCCAUCGUGGGAAUGAACACGAUAAGGCUUUUUGUGGACCUGAAGCGUCUCUCUGACCCCGCCUUGAGAGACCAUCUGCAGCUCGACUCCCCCAGCAAGCCCGAGCUCAGCAUCCAGACGUUCCCGUACGAGUCGGUCUACACCGAGCUGCAGGCCAUCUGCGCCACACAGGGCCCCAAGGACAAAGUGUGGAUCUGUGACAAGGCCAGUUGUGCUCUCACACAGGUCAUCCCCAAGGCCCACAGGAGUGCAAUUCCCUACACUCCACUCUGCCUAGCCAAGGCAGUGAAGAACGCCACUGAGAUUCAAGGCAUGAAAAUGGCCCAUAUCAAGGAUGCAGUUGCCCUCUGUGAACUCUUUGCCUGGUUGGAAAAGGAGAUUCCAAAAGGCAACGUGACAGAGAUCUCUGCUGCUGAUAAGGCAGAAGAAUUACGCAGUCAACAGAAAGAUUUUGUUGGUCUUAGUUUCCCCACGAUUUCCAGCGUUGGUCCUAACGGGGCGAUCAUACAUUACAGACCAUUGCCUGAAACCAACAGAACCCUCUCCUUGAAUGAAGUUUACCUAAUUGACUCAGGAGCUCAAUACAUUGAUGGAACCACAGACGUCACACGCACCAUGCACUUUGGGACACCGUCUGCUUUCGAGAAGGAAUGCUUUACCUAUGUGCUCAAAGGACACAUAGCUGUCAGUGCUGCUGUUUUCCCCAAUGGAACGAAAGGCCACCUGUUGGAUUCGUUUGCCCGCGCAGCUCUGUGGGAUUCAGGGCUGGACUAUCUUCACGGUACGGGCCACGGCGUGGGCUGCUUCCUCAACGUCCAUGAGGGGCCCUGCGGCAUCAGCUACAAAACCUUCGCUGAUGAACCUCUGGAGGCCGGCAUGAUCGUCAGUGAUGAACCUGGGUACUAUGAAGACGGAUCUUUUGGUAUUCGUAUUGAAAACGUGGUCCUUGUUGUACCAACUAAGCCCAAAUACAACUACAGAAACCGAGGCAGUCUGACAUUUGAGCCGCUCACUCUGGUUCCUAUCCAAGUCAAGAUGAUGAGCACUGAGCUGCUCACUCAGAAGGAGCGGGACUGGGUGAACGAGUACCACAGGAAGUGCCGGGAGGUGGUCGGAGCAGAGCUGGAGAGGCAGGGCAGGAAGGACGCGCUGGAGUGGCUGAUCAGAGAGACCCAGCCGAUCGCCUGAGGACCGACUCCUGUGCAGUCCGACCCGUUUUUCCCAGAAGUACUGAACGAUCGAUUGCUCUGCAGUGUUAAUCGUUUGUAUUUUUCUCAUCUUUCUCUGUGUCUCACGCUCUGCUUCUUUUGUAAAUCACAUCGUACCUGCAGUUUUAUUAAAGAUCAUUUAAAAAAAA